Ciona intestinalis (vase tunicate) is the source of this 1174-nucleotide messenger RNA. RefSeq lists its product as uncharacterized. NCBI's taxonomy places the organism in Eukaryota, Metazoa, Chordata, Ascidiacea, Phlebobranchia, Cionidae. The record is from RefSeq and is a predicted model, not a curated record.
GAUUAAAUAAUAUCAUUAAAGCUUUGGAUAUAUAUAGACGUGACUGCAUCUCUUUAGGUGUACUUGGACGGGCUGUGAAUAAAAUGAUCUAAUGCUUUUAAUGUUCAUGUAGCUAUGCCAUAUAUCAAACUAGUUUGGGUACAUAUAUAUAUUUACAUAUAAAACAUAUAUAUAUAUACGACGAUACUGCUGCGAGAAACUUAUAAGCAAGCCGCUACAUCUAGUAAGUAUAUGAGAGUUUUGUAGUCAGUAAAAUAAAUAAAAUAGCUAAAAAUAGAUAUAGUGAAAAGUAAAGCAAUUGUUGCUUAGACGUCUCCUUUUUAACAAUGUCAUUUUAUAUACAUUACAGCGGUUCGACAGCAUGUGUUGUAGUUUUAUGCGCAAGAUAUUUAUUGGUUGGUAAAAUGCACCGCAAAAUUUGUCCAUUUUUGUUACUUAUUGUCACGUUUACUCUUUUCGUGGAUUGCUCUGCCCGAUUAUUAAAAAUUCCGAAGCAUCACAAGGUUAAUUUUGCUUCACUGCUUCGUAAAGAACGAAUCGGCGGGAUUAGCAGGAUCAAAAACCCGCAGAAUGAACAAAUUCUUCCGAGGUUAAAUUUCCAGUCAACUUGCGCAAAAACGCUGGAAAUGUGUGGCAAUUUAAAACAAACGAAACCAGCAAGAUCUAACUGCGUAAAAAAGUGUUUGGGCAGUACUGGAAAAAAAAGUGAUCGGAAACACUGGGACAGGAGAAUGAAAAGAUCACCUCCGUUUAUAAACGGCAUACGACCUGUCGUCCGCAUAUCACCAGCACCUGCAGCUAUUGAAAUUUGCCCAACAGAAGUACAUUUGUCACAACCGAUCUCAGGCGAGCAUUGGUUGUCACGUGAAAGCGUCAUCCUCUACAGAAAUGCGUCUUCAGAGUUUUACUAUCAAAGUUUUCAGAUCGGUCUUUGCACAAAUAGUUCGCCGAUUUUUAGCGUCCGAAUUCCCCAGCACGCUGAUGCAGUUUGUCGACCCCUAAAAACGAAACAUCUCGCUUUCUUUUAUCUCAACCAAGAGCAAGUCAAUUCUGAAGUGUACAGUAAUAUUUCUUGUAAGACUGAUCACCCUGGAAGGUUUUUGUGUCGAGAUUGGGUUUACUUGCCAACAGAGUGUAAAUUAUUCGCUUGACAAAUAAAGUUUUGCAACUGUGA